GGGUUUAUGCAUCUCUUCUCUUCAUACAGAUCGAAGAAAAAUUACAGAGAUGAGAGGUAUGGAGAUGUCAUUGAAUCAAACGCAAAAAUUGAGGCUGCAAAGAGCACUUGAACUUUUGGAAACUCUCUCAUCGGGAAUUAAUUCUAAUUCUUCUGUCACCGUUGCCGAUACCAUUCCCGUUAACCAAGAAGAUGGCGUCCUCAAAGGCCAUGGGACGACAGAGCUUGAGGGUGAAGUUGUGGCAACUGUGUGUGGAGUAAUCGAGCGUGUAAAUAAACUGGUUUAUGUUCGCACUUUAAGAGCCAGGUAUAAGCCUGAGGUUGGUGAUAUCAUAGUAGGCCGCGUUAUUGAGGUUGCUCCAAAGCGGUGGAGGUUGGAGAUUAAUUUUAGCCAAGAUGCAGUGUUGAUGCUUUCUUCAAUGAAUUUGCCUGAUGGCAUCCAGAGGCGGCGAACUGCAGUGGAUGAGCUCAAUAUGCGUAGCAUUUUUGAAGAUGAUGAUGUCAUCUGUGCUGAAGUCCGUGAUUUCAUGCGUGAUGGGAGUCUGCAACUGCAAGCAAGGAGUCAGAAGUAUGGAAAGCUAGAAAGGGGUCAAAUGCUCACAAUAUCUCCGUAUCUAAUAAAGAGGCGCAAACAACAUUUCCACCACCUAGAUCAAUACGGAAUCGACUUAAUCCUUGGCUGUAACGGAUUCAUCUGGGUCGGCGAGCACGUUGAAACCAAAGAUAACAUGAUAGAAGAAGAACCCAUUAAACCUGACCCACAAAACAACAAAUCCAAAACCUCAAUGAGCCUUGAAGAAGAAGAACAAACUUACACCCCACUCGAAACCCGACAAAACAUAUGCAGGAUUGCAAAUGCUAUUCGGGUUUUGUCUACAUUGGGAUUUAGUAUUACCAUAGAUGUGAUUCUGGAUGUUGUUGAUCUGAGUAUAUCUAAGGGUCUCGACAUCCAUGAGAUGCUUGGUGCCGAAUUUUCUGUUUUGGUUGCUGAACGGGAAGCUGAACGAAGAAACUCGUCGACCCGAAGGAAACGGUGAAUUCGAGUUUUGGUUGGAUCAGAGAUGUAUUUGUAGUUGGCCAGAAAAGUAAAAAUAGUUUGUAGUCAUGAUAGAAAGGGAUUUUGUAUUAGAAGUGAGGGAUUUGUUGUGUUAUAACUUCAAUUUUAAUUGGUUUCAUGGUUUGGUUUAGUAA
Messenger RNA from Cynara cardunculus var. scolymus (artichoke), 1190 nucleotides. Its product is annotated as exosome complex component RRP4 homolog. Gene Ontology annotation, cellular component: cytoplasmic exosome (RNase complex); nuclear exosome (RNase complex). Bases 50 to 1036 code for a protein of 328 amino acids. Lineage: Eukaryota; Viridiplantae; Streptophyta; Magnoliopsida; Asterales; Asteraceae. The transcript has 7 exons. The record is from RefSeq and is a predicted model, not a curated record. Gene Ontology annotation, biological process: U4 snRNA 3'-end processing; nuclear polyadenylation-dependent rRNA catabolic process; poly(A)-dependent snoRNA 3'-end processing. Gene Ontology annotation, molecular function: RNA binding.